Molecule: messenger RNA, 2431 nt
Organism: Oreochromis aureus
Lineage: Eukaryota; Metazoa; Chordata; Actinopteri; Cichliformes; Cichlidae
Product: perforin-1-like
Exons: 4
Coding region: 27-1793 (588 amino acids)
Biological process (GO): leukocyte mediated cytotoxicity
Molecular function (GO): pore-forming activity; calcium ion binding
Source: RefSeq, a predicted model, not a curated record
AUAAAUAUUUCCAGCUCAGUAGCAACAUGUUUCUUGUAAACAUCUGGAUCUGUGCUGGCCUCCUGCUGUCCCUCCCUCACUGCACAUAUCAGUCGUGCACAGAAGGGACACCAAAAGAGUGCAUAGAUGCAGAAUUUGCUCCAGGAGCCAAUUUGGCCGGGGAGGGCUUUGAUAUCACCAAAAUGGAACGUAAAGGAGCCUUUGUGCUCGACAUGAAUCAGUGGAAACGUAAAGAUAAAACAUGCAUCCUGUGUACCAACCCUUUCCUGGAGAACAAAAAGCAAAAGCUACCCCUGACAGUGGUGGACUGGAGGGCAAAGCAGUCCUGCAGCGCCAAAGUUUCCACCAAACUUCACAAAUCCAGCGAGUCUCUUGUCAGUUCCAGUGUCUCCUCUGUUGAAAACAACUGGAAGGCGAAUCUAGAUCUUCAAGUGGGGAAUAAAGGUGCGUCACUGAUGCUGGCUGGUACUAAUUCUCACCUCUCGAGUUACUCCAUGGAAAAAACCAAGAAUGACAAGUACAGCUUCGCAAGCCACAGCAUGUCCUGCGAGUAUUACAGCUACAGAGUGUCCAGUGCUCCAAAGCUGCACAGAGAAUUUAACAAAGCAGUGGAAAAACUUCCCAAAACCUACAGCGCAGAAACCAAACAACAGUUUUACAAACUCAUUGAUGACUUUGGGACCCACUACAUCACCAAGGUAAAACUGGGAGGAAGUAUCAAGUCUGUCACCAGCAUCAGACAGUGCCAGGCCAGCCUUCAAGGGCUCAGUGCCGAGGAGGUGCAGAUGUGCCUCGAAGUUGAGGCGUCUGCAAGUAUUACUGCUACAAUAAAUACUGAAACAAAACACUGCAAAAAGGAUAUACAGCAGACAGACAGUAAGUCUGCCUUCUCCAGCCUCUUCAAUGACAGGUUCACAGAAAUAAAAGGUGGUCAUACCACAGAGCCAGACCUUCUCUUCUCUGCUGACAAAAAUCCAGAAGCCUACAAGGAAUGGCUGAGCACAUUACCACAAAGCCCAGAAAUCGUGUCAUAUUCCCUGGAGUCUCUGCAUGAGUUACUACCUACCACAAGUGAUGUCAGAAAAAACCUGCGCUCUGCCAUUAGCCAUUACAUCCUGGAGAAAGGCCUGUGGAGAAACUGCACUGAUCACUGUAAGGCUGGGAUUAGGACCGACUCGAGGGAUCCCUGUGUCUGCCAGUGCCACAAUGACCCUGCCGUGAACCGAGAUUGCUGCCCAGCUCGUAAGGGAAUGGCGCGGGUCAUCAUAACAGUACAGCGGGCCUCUGGUCUGUGGGGGGACCACACUACCGCUACAGAUGGAUAUGUGAAGGUGAUUUUCAACAAAUUAGAAGUCCGGCGUUCUCCUGUCAUUUAUAACAACAACAACCCACACUGGGGCAUGGUCGUCGACCUGGGCUCAGAGGAUAUUUCAUCAGCUAAACUGAGAUUUGAAGUUUGGGAUGAGGACAACAAGUGGGAUGAUGACCUAUUAGGAGCAUGUGAGCCACUUCUGACUGCUGGAGUUAAAGAGGAUCUCUGUAAUAUGAACCACGGCCAACUGUUCUACAAACUAGAUGUGCAGUGCGCUCCAAGUCUGAGCGGAAAGUCGUGCACGGACUAUAAACCUUCACCUAUGAAUUCAAGUCUGAAGAAGUUCUAUGUGUCCCGUCAUGCCCGUCCUAUUCCAGAGGCCAUUCUGUCAGAGAUGGGUGUGUUUGUGGACAAAUCAAGUUCAUGGAAAAAUCAGAGUAUUACUACUGAGAGUCCCAAGUAUGAUGUAAUAAUAGUGUGAUGUGGUGAAAAAAACUGGCUUUGCUAAGUAGUUAAGUGUUAGGAUACCUGGGUCGUUGACCCAGUGUUUUCAGUUAAUACAGUUUUGAGUCUUGUUUAUUCAUUAUAUUCUCUGCGUAUCUUAUAUUUUUUAGUUUAGUUUGCUUUCUCUCUUGAAUUUAUUCACUAUUCUUAGUUUAGGUUGUCUUUGUAGGUAUUUGGUCCCGUUGAUGUCUUUGUCUUGUCUCCGUGUCCUUCCCUCAGCUUUGCCCCCGUUAAGUCAGUCUUGUCUUCAUGUUUGCCUGGUUCUCUAAUUUCCCACUUGUGUAUCUGUGUGUGUGUCUCUCUGUCACUUGCUCCCUCGUCCUCUCCGGUUCUGUCAGUCUGCAUCUCAGUGUGCGUGAUUCUUGUUUUACUUUGAUAGUCUCCUGUCUGGUGUGCAUCAUGUUCAGUUUAGCAGCCCCCCUGUGUCAUCUGAUAGAUUGUUGCCAGCCGUGUUCCCCCUCUUUGUCCUUAUUCCCUCUUGUAUUUAGUGUAUGUCCUGCCUCCCAAUCUCCCUUACUCUCAGCUGUGUGUUCUGCCUGGUUGUCUAGUUUCCAAUACCUUCUAGUUUAGUUUUGUAUUUCUGUAGUACAGCAAUAAAACUGCUUUUUGAGCUCA